GCACUGAUACGAAUUCGAAGCCUUAAGUGACUUAUCACCCGUUUUAAUUUUAUCAAUUCCGGGAAAGUAUCAAUUCCAGGAAAUUUAUUUACGAGUCAAACGUAACGGACAAAUGAACGUAACAUGCACUAUCAGCAUUAAAUGUGCGGUCCGAUUAAGCAUACUGUUUCAUUCGUUUCCAAGGUGUUGUUCACGGAAGACCGUACACGGCAGAAGCAUUUCAUUGAAAGGUGGUGUUUUAGCUUAAUCGUUUUGUGUGUCUAAAAUCGUUUAGAAAUCAACUGACAUUGCAGAUCAACGUGUUUCACUUGCGUGCCCUACGAAACCAAAGACUACACAUCUUUAACAGAAGAUUUACUUCAUUUAUAAGUCGGCCGAUUCGCUCGACAGAGCAUAAUCCGCCAACAUAUUAGUGUCCAAUACGGUGCAAAGUUAUUUCACUAUUGAGCUGAACUAACCACUUGACUACGCUGCCUAAAAAGGAAAUGAUAAAGUAAGUUUCUUCAAGUGUGUAGUUUCUAACACUAGAAUCACAGGUACAGUUACGGAUAUAAAAGAGUUCGAAGUCACUAAAGUUCCAGGUGGGAUUAAGUGUCGGUCCUGUUUCGUAGAAAACCGGUGCCACUAUCUUCCUCACUUCUCGACACGUUGUAUCUCGCGGAUUAGUGAUAAAAAGAUCAUAAUAUUUGGUUUUUCUUUAGCUUUGGGCUGAACACCGUUAUCAGUUUGACUUUUAGGCUUUAUUAGAAAACCAUCAUACGGUAAUGCCAGAGUCGUUUAAUUUGACAAUUUGGAUUAUUUUUAGGUGUGACCUCCGUUAUCUGGGUAGAGGGGAAAUGGUUUAAAUUCCAACUCUCCGAUUGGACUAUUCAAUCAUGAUAAGAAAAAUAUAAAACCUUCCAUGAAUGCGCGUGCAGUUUAUUAACAAUUUCUUCCUGCUUACAUACUAACGAUGCAUUCUGAGAUUUAACAGUAAAAGCGAGAUGAAAGAAUUAAUUUUCCUUAAAAUAGCAUUAGCAUUGUCGGGCUUAAGCGCAUAGCGUUGACCAAUAGCGAUCGCAAGGCAUCUUCAGCAUUUUACGCCGGUUAAUGCUUUAAUUGUUAUGAUUAUCUCGUCUGAACACGAGCAUGACCGCCUGAACGUAUUACUUUAUGCUUAGGUUCGCUAUUCAUAUGUUUGUUGAGAUAAGAGUUUAUUUAUAUUUAUACGUAUCAUGCCAUGACCGUUUAUAGUUCUCGCAUGCUCAUUUUAUGAUUGAAUGUCGCGCUCGCAACAUUCCGCGUCGUCUUAGUUUGCGUAGCGAAAGAUCCGUCUAUGUCUAUGUACACAUAGAAGGAGUGGAGGAGUGGAGGAAUGGAGAGCUAUCUCGGAAUUGCCAGGGGGAGAUAUGGAGAGAAAUCGAGGAUAAAAACGAUGAAAGGCUUUUAAGUUCAUAGAAAAGAACACCAAAAGUACAGAGGCCUUAAACAGUAUCACGACAAUCGGAUGAUGAAUUCGAGUGUCAUAGUAUUGAGUGUGUCGUCCACAUGCACGUGAAAAGACAGGCUCUCGCCUAUCCAGGUAUCACGGGUUUCCUAGUGAAGGAUACUUUACGUACUUCAGUGUACCACAAAGCGUAAUUCUAAAAUAUUCUUUUCUAAGAACGAACAAAAGGGUUUCUUUUUGAGUAAAUGGUUUACAUUCUUGAGGAGGAGAUCAUAAUGAAUAUUAUAGUUAUUUUGCUAAAAUUUGCAGUAGAAUAUAUUAGUUUAUUCUACGAGAACGGCCGCAUAAUUCAAUGUUAAGUUCAACGGUUCAGCAUUCAACCCCAAAUCCCAGGACCGUAUAUCCCGGCUCAGCUGAUCGUCUCCUCUCAUAACCUGCCGUCAUGGGCAGCUGCGCCGACAAAAUGCCAUCUGUAAGUUGAAGCAUGCAGCGACACCCCAUAGGAACAAGUCGUACGACAUAGCCCUGGCCCGUAACAUUACUAAAAGAUCUAAAAGAACCGCGAACGUAGAACAUUGUUUCUAUUCAUAAAAGGUUUAGGAUGUCGUGCUCUCGUAUGAAAGGAUCAUAGUUUUGAUCCGGAUUAGCCUAUCUUAGCUAAUGGAAAAUAACGACAUACCGUACAUUAAUUAUUCAACAUUUAUGUUUAAAUAUAUUUUUCCGCAAGCAUCGAACGUAUCUCGAUAAAACAACAUCUGUAAUAUGCACGGAUGGCUAGUAUAACAGUUUACGACAAAUUAUGUUUUCAUGUUAUUUGUUUUGUUUUGCCUUAGGUAUGGAAUUGAAGGAUGAACAAGGAAAAUUUAAACGGAAACAACACUCUAUCGAUCGAGAUGCUUCAACAUCGUCAUCGAGCCCGAAGACACCAUCCAACAAGGGACUUCAGAAAAUGUCUAGUUGGCAUGGCAAUUCUUAUCAAAUCGAUUGUACCUUUCUGAUAGUUCUUGGUGGCUAUGAAAAGCAAUUGGAGGACAAGCAGUUCAACUAUACGAUCACGCUGGAGGAUCCACAAGGAGGCAAGUUUGAUGAUGUAGUGCUUCGUUGCCCUUCACAAAAUAGUGCCGUAUACAUGCAGUGCAAGCAUAAAAAAAAGCAAAAUUCCACUGCCACCAACCCGCUCAACAUUGGACACAAAAAAGGGAAAACAAUACACACAGUUAAUGCAUCUGCUUUACUAGGUCCGUCGAUAUCAAGUCAAUUUUCGAUUCCGGUUUACUUCAUGUCAUUUCUACAAAUGCAAUGUCAGAGUAAUCAUAGCGGAUCGACGAAAAACCAUUAUUUGUUAUGUACCAAUGCCGAAAUCGACGAAGAUGCAGAACAAUACUUUACGACACAAGAAAUGAGCGAAAAUGAUAUAUUCAAAUGUUUCAAAAACCUAGAUGCAACGUUCCAUCAACUCGACGAACACAAGAGAUGGGAUUCUCUUGAAGAAAAACUCAGGCAGUCAAGCCUCAGUUGCUUGGCAAAAUCUUUAGCUAAAUCAAUUUAUAAACAGGACACGAUCAGUCUUGAGAUUCAUCCGAUUUUCGAUAUAUACGCCGUCCUAAUCAACAAUAUUAUCGAACAGUCAUCAACCUCAGAUGCGGCGCACCAUUACGAGUUUAAGCAAACAUUUCGAAAUGCUAGUGAUAUAAUGCAGACUCCAGCAAUUAGCUAUCUUCGUGAAAAAUUUAUUGAGGAGUACAAACCUCUCUUGGGAAAAGAUCGCGAGGAGACCGAUGUUUGGAACGACAUUUUGAAAAAAGGCAUCAAAACGGAAGUGAAUUUUUCAUUAGCAGCUACGACGAAUGCUUUGAAUUCAAUGAAUAAUCAAGGUUCGGAAUAUGCCAAGAUUAAUGAAAAGAUUACAGAAUUUUACACCAAAUUUAGAUUAGUUUGUACUCCAAGCGAAGAACAACUUCGUACGAACGCUAAACAACUGCUUUCCAAAUUAACUAACGCUGAACAAGAGGCCACUUAUGAUAGCCUGUAUAAAUCUAUAUGCAAUGCAAUGGAAAACAGUGAAAACGUUGAAAUAAACAAGUAUUUUUUAAAUCACACGUUUACAAAGGUAAAACGCAACACAACUUAUACGCAAGUGAAAGAGCUAACCAGAGAGUUUAUUAAGUCGUUGACCAUAAGAUAUGCAGAUAAUCUUAUCAGACAGGAAUGGUUGGAAAACUCCAACUUGUAUAAAAUUCUUAGCACCCAGUCACUAAGCGGAAUGUAUUACUAUCGUGGUAUGGUUGAUGUGAAUGUCAGUUCCAUCAUCAUUUUACAAACUCUGCAGUUGCUUACAACUGAAUGCUUAUUUAUCCAUGCAUCCAUGUACAGCCAAAUCGAAGCGUUGGAAAACAUUAUUGUUUUUGUGUGUGAAUAUCUUAAUGAUCAAUAUUUGAAACAUUAUGUAGUCGUAGUCGUAGAUAAACAGGAAAUCGCUACAAUCGAAUCAUUCACACGACUGCACAAAAGCUAUCAGCAGAGGCUUAUAAUAUUGACGAAAACAACAGAAGAGGAACAUUCAUCAGAGAAAUGUUUGCUCGUGUGUGAUCUUACAGAGGAAGCGUCAAACAAAUUAUUCGAAGCAAAUGAUAAAAUGCACUUGUUUGGAACGACUAUUUCUUUAAAGAGCAUUGUACAAGAAACAGUUAAUUUAGCCUUUUUAGUCGAUGUUCUGAAUUUUAGCGCUAAUGCGACGGAAAAUACAAACAUAAAUUUGCACAACUACGAGAAAAUUAAACCAAAGUACAUACAACGUGAUUUUGAAACAUAUUCUACGUGUAUGUCCUCGGAUGAACUUACUAACCGGAAUAUCAAGAAACACUUGGAAACUAUAAAAGACUCGGUUUUCCAUAAGUCAUGCAGUUUUGAGGAAGUAGCAGAGAAUCGUCAUGUACAGUCAGCGUUAUCUUUAGUACAAUCAUCCAUAUCAAAACCUGAAGAACACAAUGCAAUCGAUGACUUAAUUGACGAUAAUAAUAAUUGCAAAGUUUUUAUUUUCUUGGACGAAGCUGGUUUCGGCAAAUCAACCUAUUUUACGUGGCUGGCCUGGCGUUUAUCGGAGGUACAACCAUCGCUAUUAGUGAUUAAACUGAAUGCUGUAGAAUAUUCUUCCGAAUUCGAUCAAUUAAAAACCAGGCUAAAUGAGCUUGGUGAUUCAGAAAUGGUAAAAAUACUUUUCCUGUUUGUAUCUUUGGCUCUAGCUCAUGGUAACAAACGAUCUUCGGUUGGGAUAAAAGAAGUUAUGGAAAACAGAGAGUUUUACGCAAAUAUGUUGCAUUUGUCUAAUGAACGAGUUUUGAGGCUUGAUGAAGCUAAAGUAAAAAGUUUAACUUUAGAGCAAGUGCUGGGAUUGCGUCUGUUUUGCAACAAAUUCAAUGACCGACAACUGAUAUUGUUAUUGGACGGUUAUGAUGAAAUCGUUCCCGAUUACUCGGACGUAGUGAACAAAUGCUUCGCAUGGUUUGCCAACUGUAAUGGAAUACGUAAAAUAUAUUUAUCAUGUCGUCCAUACGAUUUUGAAGUUCAUCUGAAGCACGCAUUCAGAAGUUCUAAAAUUUUGCGAUUGAAAACGUUUUCCCAUCACCAUCAAAUACUUUCUUUGCACAAACAAAUGUUGAGCGUGGUAAAAGAAUAUUAUGACAGCGAAACGAGACACCAAACAGUUGUGCUCAGUGUCGUCUAUGCGAUUUUAAAUAACCGUUUGGGAGAUUUAGCUAAUGCGCCGUUAUUACUGAACAUGGCAAUUGACUCAUUUUUACAAAUCAUAAGGCAAUAUAUAUUUUUUCCAACAAAAACCAUUUCAGACAAUUGUUUUACAAAUGAACAAUUCAACACUUUUCAAAUUGUACACACUUUUGUACAAAGGAAAUUGGAAAUACUACUAACAGAAAAAUCAUGUUCAACUGAUACCUCAUUAAAGACGGUGAUAGCUCUGCACAGGAAUAAACAAUUGAUAAAUCAAUUGGAACGAGAACAUACUUUUAUAGCGAUAUAUAUUAUGUUUGAUAAAAGUCGCAUUAGCUCAUUUAUUUCUGACACAGAAUUAAAUUCUGCUAUGGAAAAUAUUUCCGAAGGAAGAGAGAAAACUGGCAUUUUAGUCGGAGUGAAAAAUGGCAUUCCAAUAUUUAUUCAUAAAAUUUUUGCAGAGUACUUUGCAGCGUCAUGGCUAUUUCAUAAUAGGAAUAGACUUAAAAAUGAUAGCUACUUUAAAUCACAGCUAUUUUGGAACGAUGGCUUAAAUAGAACGCGUGACUUUUUCGACCAAAUGAUCGUUAGAGAACAAGCCGAAAGAAGCGAAAUUCAUUUGGCUGUAUUGAAUAAAUCUUUUGAACAAGUAAAGGCAAUCCUUUUAAAGAAUCCGUCAUCCAUAAAUGGCACAGAUAUCGGGGGUCGAACCCCUCUGCAUUUAGCUUUUCAACAUGACCAUCAUCCGAUCACACGUUUUCUGCUGGAAAAUAUGUCCAUCAAUUCGAUAAAUUCAAAAGAUGAUAUUUUUGGCUGGAGUGCCUUAGAUUAUGCAUUUGUCAGAACUAAUAAACAUGUCAUGAAGUCUCUUUUCGAAUUCGAAGCAAAGAUCAACUUGAACGCCUUGCUCGAGCAAUUGUUUUCAAAUGAUAGCGAUACUCUGUUGAUUCAAGCAUGUAAUUAUAUCAAUUAUUUAACGUCUGUUGAAGAAACUGAACAGUUAGCAAAGGAAACAGUCAACUAUCUGUGCAACAAAAGAGGAGUAGACAUAAAUGCUCCACGUGAAAAAUUAAAAAAUUUAACAAUUAUUGAGUUUUGCAUAAUGAAAAAUACGUAUGAAUUGUUUAAACAGUUUAUUUUACACCUAGCCAACCCAACCAGCUAUUUGAGCAACAUGGCACACAAACUGUUCCAUGCAAUGCUCGAAAAAAAAGCGUACAAUUUUGUAUGCUUUCUUGUCGAUGAAAUCAAUUUAUAUCCUCAGCCAUUCAAGAAAACCCUUACAUUGUUUGCAGCUUUAAAAUCAGCCAUCGAGCUGGAUCGAAUGAAAUCAUUUAAACUCUUUCUCGAUCAGUUGUGUUUCCAACUUCAAAUCGAUUGUGCUUAUGAUGAUGAUGCUGCUGCUGAUGAUGACGUUAUUGAUGAUUUUUGUAUAAACAGUAAUACUCCACCCCUGGAUGAACUCGCCUAUCAGCUUCCGAAGAGCUGUUGUGUACGAAAGUCCACAAAUGUGUUAUUGUCAUUGCCAGAGUACGUAGAAAACAAUAUUUUAGUCACAGAACAUCUUUUUGAGACGCUUCUGGCUAGAGCAGCACAUAAGGGAAAUGUUCCCAUGAUGAGAUAUAUUAUCAAGAAAUUCCAAAAGCCCAUUACUAAUAGAACUAUUGUAACGGUCAUGCGAUUAUUGCCUAAAGGGAAACGUAUGCUGCAUGAUCAAUCCAUUCAUGCCUUUAAAUAUCUGUUACACAAAACAACCGAUCUACAGGCUAUUGAUGAGGAGGGACGAAAUUUGUUACACAUGACCAUUCACAAUGGCUGUUAUUUCAUGGUUCUGUGUUUGAUCGAUACUCAACUCGAUCGCACACUGCUCAACGAAAGAAUCCGAUGGAACGUAUUCCACUAUAUUGCAUCCAGCGAAUCAAAAUACACAAAUCGGGCAUUGCAUUUAUAUCAACAAUUUAUGUCGCUAGAGCAUCCUGAUCGCUUCGAUACUCUAGAUAUCAAUGAUAACAGUGUCUAUGAAAUUGCCGUAAUCAACAGCAAUUGUGAUAUUGCAAGAGAAAUGAUAGAAAUAACUAUAAAAGAUCCCAAAGCGUCAGGAGGAUUUGACUUCGUGCUAGAUUCCGUAACCAAACUGGUGGAUUCACAUGCAUUAGAGGUUUUGGAAUAUUUUAAAUACUUGUUUCAGUAUGGAGAUUUGAUGUGGAUGGAACUGUACAGCAGAAUCCGACAACGUGUACCAUUAAUUUAAGCAAUUUAUCAAAAAACUGGCAUUAUGUUUAGUUUCAAUGAGUUACGAGCAGUAAAGUUGUAAGGCCUCCAUCUAUUGCCAGGACAUAAAAGCGAGAAGUUUCAUAUUAGCGAUUAAAUGAAUAAACGAUCACGGGUCCAAUAUGCAAUACGAUGCAAGCCUAGCUGAGAUUGAUAAGUAAGUUACGAAUAGAAUGCAUGGGAUAAAUAUUUCUUUAUAGUUAUGCACACUAUAAAUAUAGUUAUGAAAUCAGAAACUUUUAUGUAGCAAACCACAUGCUAACAAACCACUCGCAAAUACACAACACCAUACCCUCUUGAAGGCAGCUGAACGGAUUGGAACUCGAACAGUCAGUCGAUCGGCAGCUCCAUUUCAAGCAAGAAAUAGACAUGUAAAAGUGUUAGAUAAUAUUAUCGUUCAUGUGACUUCAAACAUCUUAAUAUAAGAUUAACACAUAAUAAAUAAACCUGUAUUCAAUAUAAGUA
Messenger RNA from Anopheles funestus (African malaria mosquito), 7888 nucleotides. RefSeq lists its product as uncharacterized. Gene Ontology annotation, molecular function: protein binding. The transcript is spliced from 2 exons. Lineage: Eukaryota; Metazoa; Arthropoda; Insecta; Diptera; Culicidae. The record is from RefSeq and is a predicted model, not a curated record. Bases 2226 to 7403 code for a protein of 1725 amino acids.